Sitodiplosis mosellana (orange wheat blossom midge) is the source of this 886-nucleotide messenger RNA. RefSeq names its product probable pseudouridine-5'-phosphatase. The record is from RefSeq and is a predicted model, not a curated record. The transcript has a single exon. Lineage: Eukaryota; Metazoa; Arthropoda; Insecta; Diptera; Cecidomyiidae. The coding region runs from base 1 to 696 and encodes 231 amino acids. Gene Ontology annotation, molecular function: phosphatase activity.
AUGCCAGAAGGUUUUGCUAAAGUCACUCAUUGUCUAUUCGACAUGGACGGAUUGCUAUUGAAUACCGAACAUAUCUAUACGAAAAUCACGCAACAAAUUCUUGAAGAGCAAGGUUGCAAGGAGGCCUAUACGGGUGAUUUUAAAGUGACCUUGAUGGGUGGUCAAAGCUUGGAAGUGGCAAAUGCCAUUGUAAAACGGUUUAAUCUAUCAGUUUCACCCGAAGAUUAUACCAAGAGGCAGCGACAACUCGCACUGAAUUUGAUGCCAACUGCAGAAAUUUUGCCUGGCGUUGAACGUUUGUUGCGUCAUCUUGCAUCGCACAAAGUUCCGAUGGCAUUGGCCACCAGUUCCAGCAAGGAAAUGUACGACUUGAAAACAGUUCGACACACAAAGCUAUUCGAACUCUUCGAUCAUAAAGUGUAUGGGUCAAGUGAUGUUGAAGUAAAACAUGGGAAACCAGCACCAGAUAUUUUUAUUGUAGCCGCCAGUCGUUUCAAGGACAAACCCGACCCAAGCAAGUGUUUGGUAUUUGAAGAUGCUCCAAAUGGGGUGAAAGCUGCUUUGGCCGCUGGUUGUCCAGUCGUCAUGGUGCCAGAAGAUUAUGUUACAGCAGAAAUGCGAGCACAAGCAACACUCGUUGUAAAUACAUUAGAAGAAUUCAAACCAGAAUUAUUUGGGCUACCAGCAUUCGAUUAGUUUAGAUAAGUAGACAAAAAUUGUGACCAUAAUUUUUGAUAUUGCCAUUUGUAUAUAAAUCCUUCAGUAGUCGGAUUUAAGUACGGGUAAUUAGGAGAAUUGUAUGAAUUUAACAAAUCACAUCCCCAAAAAAAAUCUAUUGUACCUAAGAGUGGAAUAAAUAAAGAAAAUUAUUUUAUUGACGUAGACA